CAUGUCGUGUCCUCCACGUGAUGGUGAAGGACACCGGUGGCUGCCAGCAUCCCUUUCUCCUUUUUCUUCUUUUUUCCGACUGCACCUGAAUAGGCCACGGCUCCCCGCACUGUUAGCGGUGCGCUCCACUGCAUUAACACAUUGUUGUGAUCUUCGCUCCGCCCCCUCCUCCCUCUUCCUCCAUCCCCCUCUUCCUCUUCUUGUCUGCGUGGCCGCUGCUGACGCCGCCCCGCCCCCCUGCACAGCUAACACACAACCACACAGAGCCUCGCCCCACGCCCUCAAGCCCACUCACUCCGCCAUCCGUUUCGCCUCACAAGCACCACCCCUACCCUACCCGACCCUCCCCCAUACCGCCAUGUCCGCCUACGUGUCGUCGACCCGCGUGGAGGAGCGCAUCGCGAAGCGCGCGAGCCUGAACGCCGGGAGCUGCGACGUGCCCGUUGUGGUGGAGAGCGCGCAGGGCGGCAAGGCGCACUUCAGCGUGCUGCCGCGCGACGCGACGGUUGCGCAGCUGACGAGCGCGGUGCGCCGCCUCGACGGCGUCGACGCGAGGAAGGCGGUGUCGCUUGCGGUGGCGCAGUGCGCCGUUGCGCCGACGACGACGCUUGGCGAGCUGCACGACGCGUGCAAGCAGGCGGACGACGGCAUGCUGUACGUCACCUACACCGCCGAGGCCGCCAUGGGUGCCUGCCGGACUGCCUCACCAGUCGUGUACCCAUGA
Leptomonas pyrrhocoris is the source of this 724-nucleotide messenger RNA. RefSeq names its product Microtubule associated protein-like protein. NCBI's taxonomy places the organism in Eukaryota, Euglenozoa, Kinetoplastea, Trypanosomatida, Trypanosomatidae. The record is from RefSeq and is a predicted model, not a curated record. The transcript has a single exon. The coding region runs from base 359 to 724 and encodes 121 amino acids.